Molecule: messenger RNA, 3302 nt
Organism: Pocillopora meandrina
Lineage: Eukaryota; Metazoa; Cnidaria; Anthozoa; Scleractinia; Pocilloporidae
Source: the annotation of a GenBank genome assembly
AUGAAGCUCUUGGAAAACGCCCGUUUGGACACUCUAAGUGCAGCCAUUUCCACGGACAAGGGAGACAGCCAAAUUGAUGGCAGGUAAGGUAUCUAGAUAAUGAAUACGUCUACAGUUUGUUGUUUAUCUCUGUUUUGAAAUGUAUUUAAAUUUUUUGUAUCUAAUUCCGUUCGGUAAUUCUUCGCUUGAACCAUAUUUGUAUUUCCAAGCUUACCCUACACAUUUGAGAUUGUCAUAAGUUUACUCAGUGUCGAUAAGCCAUUAGCCAUGAACAGCGAAAUUAUCUGAUCCAGAAAAAUAAACUUCGAAGGUCGUAAUGAAUUUGCGAGGCUCAGCAUAUUCCAUAUCAGCUGACAGUCAUUCACUAACUCUAGUGUCGGGGAUCACUUUAUGGUUUAAUAUUUGUCCACUCUCGCUGUAUUUUUAGUGUUAUUUCAACCUUAACUAUCUGAGGCUGUAGAUACUGGUACACGAAAAUUUCCUUCAAGACUUCAGCUGACAUAGCUCUUAGAGAAAGAAAGUUUUGGAGCGCCUGAGUUUUCUUGCGGAAUUGCAAUUUUAAGUUCUUUUAGAAACAAAUUUUUUUAUUGGCUCGAGACUAAUAAAAUUUUGGCUGGGAACUUGAAUUGACUUUUGAUUUGCAUGUGAUGAUUUUCAUUUGAUUGAGGAGAAUAAAUUUAAUGCUGCAUUUUGUGAGGCUUUCCACCUAAAUUUAUUUAAUAUGCUGAUCAAGAACUAUCCCAAAAAUCUGCCAAACUCUGAAUCAAAAAUAAUCUGCGCUACACAAUUGUGGCUCUUACUACCUGUCAAUUGCCAGUUCUGUUGGUUUUUAGUAUACCUAUGUCGAUUUGUCACUUCCAACACAAAUACAGAUUUUUCAUGUUAGAGACUAAUGGCCUAGAAUCAUCAGUAUACUUAUUUUCAAUACUUUUCUCUGUAAAUUUUGUAAGGCACUGAUAGGAGAAUUUGUUUAUUAGUCAAGAGGUUUAGUUGGUGAUCAUUUCCUUUAGUAUGACGUUAGACCCUUCAGUUUGAUUUAGAGGUAAUUUUAUGUGGAGAAAAUUAGAUGAUAGUCACUCUGAGGCGUCAGAGGGUUAAGCAACUGUACCUACAAAUCAGCAACUGACAGGCAUGCUGCUUGUCAGUAUAGAGAAAUCUUUUUCAGUUUGUCAACAACACUCUUAGACAUCAUUGUAUCUGUAUCACUAACUAAACUACAGUAACUCCAGGAUCACUUGUACUUUUGACAACCAGAUUUUGUAACUCCAUCCCAAGGGUCACCACCUUAUCGCGGUGGGAUGGUUUGUGUGUCUCAGUAACCCCUAGAGCUAUGUCGGCUGGAGUCUUGAACUCCUGGUAGGGUCACCCAUGCCGAACAGGUCGAAGGGUAGAGACCAGACAAAGUGUGAUCCCCUGGUGCUCCAGGCUGGGGGUUGGGUUCGGACUGUUAACCCACCCCCAUUAAAAUUAGACAAUCCAUCCUCUAUUUAAAUGGUCUAGGUGGCAGGACCCCACAGUAACAGGUUGACACCUUUAGACAUAACCAGGAAGGAAUCCACAAAUCUGACAAUGGUUGAUGACGUAAGGGAACUGUCAGAGUUCCAGUAAGACUGUUUGUCAAAUUGAAUGGGAGGCAAUGCUAAAGGCCUGUGUCCUUUAUUGUGUGAAGCCAUAUACUAUAGGAUAUGAUAUUUAUGAAUGUAUUUUAUUCCUAGAAUUGAAAGUUACUCUUGUAAGAUGGCUGGUAGUGACAAAAAACUAUAUAAGAGUCUGAAUGAAGGAUGUGCCCCUCAUGAACUUCAGGCCUUGUCACCACCACAAACUACACACUCAGCAAGCAUAUCACCUACCAACAGCAAUUACCCUGCAGUCCUUACUAGUACACGGCAGAGAAGGCUGAGCACAGGAAGUCAAGAGGAAGCUGUGCUGUGUGACACAAUCAGUCGCAAGAUGUUGUUCUAUUUGAUUUCCACCCUGAAUGCAUCAUUUAACCCAGAUUAUGAUUUCAGUAAUGUGAAGUCUCAUGAGUUCUCGCGUGAACCAAACCUUCAAUUGGUGGUAGAUGCAAUCAAUGGGAAUCUGUCUGCCAUUAAUGGUGAGACAUAUGUUGCUCUCAGGGCAGGAUUGUGGAGUGCAAUUGAUGAAGAGAUUAAUCUGGUGGAGUGUGACAUAUUCAGGUAAUUGCAUGGAUUAUAGUAAAGUUCAUAUUUAUAUUAUGAUUUUACCACUUGAUGCCAAAAUAUUUAGUUAGAUGUUAAGGGUUCAUGACUACUGAACUUGAAUGUAUUUUUAUGGUAGGUACAAAAUGUAGGUGGUGAAAGUGUGCUGGAUUUAAAAUUUAGAGGUUCAUGCAGUUUCUAACUUUUCACACUUUCUCUCACAGCCAUUUGUUUCACAGCAGUCUUAAGUUCAGUCACCACACUGUUUUUUUUAUAAUUGGCCAGUUGAUUUGCCACUUACUAGCUAACUAAUAAACAAACUUUUGUUCAACAUAUUACCUAUCCAAUUUGUUUAGGCAUUCCCAAUUACCAAAGAGGUGCCAAAUACAUUAUUACUGAAGUCAAGUUAUUUGAGUGGUUUGUAAUUUUGGAAAUGUUUUUUUUUUUUUUUUUAUUUAUGUCUAGCUACAAUCCUGAUCUUGACUCAGACCCUUAUGGCGAGGAAGGAAGCCUCUGGUCUUUCAACUAUUUCUUCUACAACAAGAAAAUGAAGAGAAUAUUGUUCUUUACAUGUAGAGCAACAAGGUAGGAAGCACAUUUUGUAGAGGAAAAUCUUUAGUGAAGUUCUACAGUACUGUUUAGAGGCUGAGGAACAUAAUCUACUGAAACCCCAUAUUUGUCUUGUUAUUAUGAAGUCCCCUGUUUUAAUUCAGGAAAAUGUGGGGACAGAAUAGUUUCUAUCACAGAUAUGAAGUAGAACUUUAUCCAAACAGUCUGAAGCAACCUCAUAUCUUGAGAUAAUCUCUUUACCUUCCAAGACUGUGCCUAAACUUUGCUUGAAAUUCUUCUGAGACCAGCAAUCCUCUAAAGAGAAAGGAAAAACAAUGCUUUUGCUAGAGUAUUGGGGUAAACAAACUGAGCUACUGGAAACUUGAAAAUACACAUCCUCCUAAUUGUUUCUCUAUUGUAAGAAUUGUUAUUCUUCUCAUCACUCAUAAAGAACUGAUCAAAGUUGGAAUUUACAACAGGUCCAUUGCUCAAUACCAGUCUGAUGAAGAUGAACAGUUUGAAAUGGAACCCAUGGAUAUGGCAUUUGAGGAGUCCUCUUUUAGCGGUAUGGAAUUACACUUGUUAAAAGUCUAA